Messenger RNA from Arachis ipaensis, 853 nucleotides. The record is from RefSeq and is a predicted model, not a curated record. NCBI's taxonomy places the organism in Eukaryota, Viridiplantae, Streptophyta, Magnoliopsida, Fabales, Fabaceae.
GCAUUUCCGCGACACAAACAUGUUCCGUGUACGAAUCCGUGCCCGGAUAACUGACUCCAAAACAAAACGCUGAAUUCCCAUUAAUUGUUUGCAACGCCAAAAUGGUGACUUCUUUGGUAAGCAAAUGAAACUACCAACUUAAAAAACCAACAAAUAUAUAUUCCUACCCCGUCAAGCCGUGUCCGCGUACACGACCUUGUUAUAUAAGAAAGACGACAAUCAAAGCAUAUGAUCACAGUCACACCCCUCAAUCCCAAUCCAAAGCCCAAGCCAAAGGCCUCUCAAUCUCGAUCAUUUUUCCUUGUUUUCUUGGCAUUGUUCCCUUUGAAUUGCAUCGCCAUGUCGGAUUCCGCUGCCAAAACCCUCGACUCUGAGGCUCUCUCUUCUGCUCCGGCGGCUUCGGUUCAAAUUGUGUACACUGAGAAGCCCCACGACGAGGAGCCUGAGGCUUACCACAUCAGAACCCUAUCUGCUGUCCUUGGAAGUGAGGAUGCUGCGAAGGAAGCUUUGGUGUACAGUUACAAGUCCGCAGCUAGUGGGUUCUCUGCUAAGCUUACUCCAGAGCAGGUUGCUGAAAUUUCAAGGUUUUGAUUUGCGGUGGCUUUUGGCAUGUUUCCUGAUAGAUGAGAAGCAACCCGGUGUUCUUCAGGUUGUCCCUGACAGGAAACUUCAACUCCAUUCAGGACCAAAUAGGCUGCAGUAGAGUAGAGUAGAGUUGAGGAUAAGCAAUUUCUAUAUGGUUCUCCAAAACAUGUGCCUGUUCCUAAACCGAUUAUGACAAAUAUGAAAUAUGUGGGUUCAGAAUAUCCAUUAUAUAUUAUUACAUAUAUAAGCUCAAACCAAUUGGCUAGGA